AUGGGGAAAAUCGAUUGGAAACUUCUUUCCAAAUACAAUUCGAAUCGUGAUGUUUACGAGGUGAUCACCGCGAAGAGUUCCUCAAGGGAGAAUCUGCGAAAAUUGGAGGGAAAUGUGAUGAAAGUGGCCGUUUAUUUGGAAGCCCCAUUCGUGAUGCACGACGAGGAGGCUGAAAGGAGAGAUCCGAAAAAUGGGAAACACUACAAGGGAUACUGUAUCGAUUUGUUGAGUAAAAUCGCUGAGACACUCAAUUUUACGUAUAUUUUGCAUGAGGUGAAAGAUAAAACAUACGGAUCGAAGGAUGCAAGCGGACAAUGGAAUGGACUUGUUGGAGAGUUGUUGAGAGGGGUCAGUGAAGUUCUU
Messenger RNA from Mesorhabditis belari, 363 nucleotides. Lineage: Eukaryota; Metazoa; Nematoda; Chromadorea; Rhabditida; Rhabditidae. The record is from the annotation of a GenBank genome assembly.